Messenger RNA from Oncorhynchus mykiss (rainbow trout), 1905 nucleotides. NCBI's taxonomy places the organism in Eukaryota, Metazoa, Chordata, Actinopteri, Salmoniformes, Salmonidae. The record is from RefSeq and is a predicted model, not a curated record.
AGCGUGAACUACAUUUCCCUUGCUACGCACUGCAUCUCGAUGACGGUGUUUAUGCGACGUUCAUCUCAGCGUGCGAAAAAAAUGGCGGACGCAAUGAACGUUGGUGUGAAUUUAGAAGCAUUUUCUCAAGCAAUAAGUGCUAUUCAGGCACUUCGUUCAAGUGUAACAAGGGUUUUUGACUCUCUGAAAGAUGGGAUGAAAAACAAAGAAACCCUCGAAGGACGCGAAAAGGUUUUUAUUACCGAGUUUCAAGAUAACCUGCAGUCUGUGAAUCGCGACUUGAAUGAAUUGGAACGCCUCAGUACCCUGGUUGGCAGACCUUCAGAGAGUCAUCCCCUUCACAACAGUGGCCUGUUGAGUCUGGACCCAGUUCAGGACAAGACCCCGCUGUACAGUCAGCUCCUUCAGGCAUACAAGUGGUCUAACAAGCUUCCGUCUCUUUCACGACGUUUCAUCAGACGGGGAGCAGAGCUGCCGACAGGCUUCUGCCGCUUCCACAUCAAAUUACAAUACCACGCUGGCUUGGCGUCCAGUCUUCUCAACCAGCAGUCACUCAAGCGCUCAGCUAACCAAAUGGGGGCAUCAGCCAAGAGAAGACCCAAAGUCCAGCCCAGUACCCUGGUGCUGCCACCACAGUAUGUGGAUGACGUGAUAUCGAGGAUCGGCCGGAUGUUCCCAGACAUGUCGAUUGAACUCUUCCGACCCAAUGGGACAUCGGCAGUACUUCUGGUGACAUUGGGGAAAGUGCUGAAAACCAUUGUGGUGAUGAGAAGCCUGUUCAUAGACCGGACCAUCGUGAGAGGAUUCAACGAGAACGUGUAUUCCGAGGAUGGCAAGCUGGAUAUCUGGUCGAAGUCAAACUAUCAAGUAUUUCAAAAGGUUACGGAUCAUGCCACUACUGCUCUGCUGCACUACCAACUCCCCCAGAUGCCCGACGUGGUGGUACGUUCCUUCAUGACCUGGCUAAGAAGCUACAUCAAGCUGUUCCAGACCCCGUGUCAGCGUUGUGGGAAAUUUCUGCAGGAGGGCCUUCCCCCGACCUGGAGAGACUUUCGUACCCUGGAGGCAUUCCACGACACGUGUAGGCAAUGAGGAAUCAGCGGGGGGGGGGGGGGGGGGGAGUUCAAUUGGAAACUGUUCUGACACCCCAUCUAAUAAGACUGCACCUGCUCUUCAACCUCUGCCUACACUGUUCAUGUAGGAAUCAGCACUGUUGUUUAUGGACUGUAUGUCACUGCCUUAUAGUCCUCCUCCUGGUUGAAUGGGCAUCAGGAAGCCAACUGGGUUGGAAUGGGAGGGAGAAGGGAUCUAAUCAAAUAUGCCAAGACUGCCACUAUUGGUUCUUCCUCCCUCAUUGACACAUAGGGCUGAGGCAGUAGUGGCAGUCCCGGUGCUUUGAUUUGAAUUUUGUUGUUGUCCUCCCACUGUGUUGGAUGAUGUCAUAUUAAUGUGUCUACUCACGUUUAACCCAAUCUCACACUUUAAUCCAAUCUCACAGCUGUCCAAAUGUUUGCCAUAUAAUAAAUUGUUCAGUGCUCCUGCUCCAGCCCCCUGGUUGUGCUUAACCUUCUUAUUUAGGUUCUGCACAACCAGAACUUCUCCAAAUAAUAAUAAAAUAAGUUAUUUUUCAGCAAAGUUAGAGCAAACACAUGUAUGGCCCAAAUAUUGUGCAGUUUGUUUGGCAUUGUGUUGUAUCCCUUUUGUACAGGAGCUGAGUUUAAUAUUUCAUGAACCAUGCUGGAUAUGUGGAGGAAAAAGGCUUUUUUUUGUGAGGUGGGAGUUAAAGGCAAGUGAAGGGAAUUGCUCAUUUUGUAGAAUUAGGCGGCACUUUACACUUUCAAAAUAAUCUGUGCUCUUUUUUGAUAACCACUGUCUAAAUAAAGUACAACAUUUUGUUUAAUAGUA